Messenger RNA from Didymodactylos carnosus, 4500 nucleotides. The record is from the annotation of a GenBank genome assembly. Lineage: Eukaryota; Metazoa; Rotifera; Eurotatoria; Philodinida; Philodinidae.
AUGAUUAAAAAGGCUAAGGAGAACGGAGACAAUCCUCAACAUACCCAGAUAGAUAUUCCUAAUGGUGGUGUGAAAGCUAUUACAGUCGAAGAAUUAUAUGACAAAGAAAAAUUUGAUUUAUCGACAAUGGAUUCUGGGGAUACAGACGAACAUUUUUAUCCUUUCAGAACGACGCGUGAUGGUCUUAAAAGUGAUGAAGUUGAAGAAAGACUUGAAAAAUUUGGUCAUAAUCGUUUGGAACACAAAGAACCAAAUCCUAUCAUACAAUUUUUAUUAUUUAUGUGGAAUCCAUUAUCAUGGGUUAUGGAAGCAGCUGCUCUAGUUGCUAUCGUAUUAUCGAAUGGGGGAGGGGAGCCGCCUGAUUGGGAAGAUUUUGUUGGCAUUAUUCUUCUUUUACUUGCCAAUUCAAUUAUUGGAUUUGUCGAACAACACAACGCUGGAAAUGCAGUAAAAUCAUUGAUGGACUCAUUAGCACCUGAAGCAAAAGUAAAAAGAGACGGAAAAUGGACUUCGAUCGAUGCAGGUGAUCUUGUACCCGGAGAUAUCAUUAGUGUAAAAUUAGGCGAUAUUAUACCAGCAGAUGGAAGGUUAAUUGCAGCACAUGGUAGUGUAUCUAUUGAUCAAGCAGCGUUGACUGGAGAAUCAUUACCGGUUAGUAAAGAAACUGGUGAUGAAAUCUUCUCUGGUUCAACAUGUAAACAAGGUGAAGCUGAGGCAAUUGUUAUUGGCACUGGAACAAACACAUUUUUUGGACGUGCGGCAAAACUUGUCGGUGGUGCACAUGAUGAAAUCGGCCAUUUACAAACAAUUUUAGCUAAAAUUGGUAAUUUUUGCAUAUGUGGCAUAGCAAUAUUCAUUGUAGCCGAAAUACUUGUCAUGUAUGCCGGUUUUCGAUACAGUUAUCGUCGUGGUAUCAACAAUUUGCUUGUGUUACUCAUCGGAGGAAUACCUAUAGCAAUGCCUACUGUGUUGUCUGUGACGCUUGCUAUUGGUGCUAAACAACUUUCUGAAAAAAAGGCAAUUGUCACACAUGUAACUGCAAUUGAAGAACUAGCCGCUGUCACUAUACUUUGUUCGGAUAAAACUGGUACACUGACACUGAACAAAUUGGUUAUUGAUAAAGAGACAAUUAAGCAAUAUUCGGAUGUCAGUGUAGAGGAUAUCAUUCGAUAUGCGGCAUACGCGUGCCGAACAGACAAUCAAGAUGCUAUUGAUAUAUGUGUAACAACAACAUUGGUUGAUCCAACAAAAACUCGUGAUGGAAUUGAAGAAAUGUUUUUUAAACCAUUCAAUCCCACUGAUAAACGUACGGAAAUCACCUAUAAACUAUUGUCUGAUGGAAGUGUACAUCGUGUUUCAAAAGGCAUGUCGCAUACCAUAUUAGAUUUAUGUAAGCGAGAUAAGACUGAUGCUCAAAUUAAACAAUUAAACGAUGAUGUUGAUGAAUAUGCGAAGAGAGGUUUGAGAGCGUUGGCAGUGGCCAUUGAUGAUGUACCAUCGGGACAAGCGGAUGGUGAAGGUUUGGGAUUUAAAUUGAUUGGACUGUUACCCAUAUAUGAUCCACCAAGGUCGGACACCAAGGAAACAAUAGAACGAGCCAUGCAAUUAGGUGUAAAAGUCAAAAUGAUUACCGGUGAUCAACUGGCCAUUGCAAAAGAAACAGGACGUCGUUUGGGCAUGGGAGAUAACAUGUUUUUAUCAAAAACGUUAAAAGAUGGUCCACCACCAAAAUCACCAUUUAAAGACGUGGAUGAUCUCGUUUUGCAUGCUGAUGGUUUUGCUGGUGUAUAUCCCGAACAUAAAUAUGAAAUUGUUGAACGAUUACAAAACAUGGGCUUUAUAAUCGCCAUGACCGGUGACGGGGUCAAUGAUGCACCAGCUCUAUCAAAAGCAAAUGUUGGUGUGGCUGUUGCGGAUGCGAGCGACGCAGCGAGAUCAGCGGCUGAUAUUGUUUUGACCGAACCAGGUUUAAGUGUUAUUAUUGAUGCCAUACUCGGUUCAAGACAAAUCUUUCAGCGUAUGAGAAAUUAUGCUAUUUAUACGUGUUCUAUUACAAUUCGUAUUCUGGUCGGAUUUUCGAUACUCAUAUUCGCAUUUAAAUAUGACUUUCCAGCAUUUAUGAUUCUUAUCUUAGCAAUAUUAAAUGAUGGUACUAUAAUGACAAUCUCAAAAGAUCAUGUUAACCCAUCACCAUAUCCAAAUAGUUGGAAUUUAUUUGAAAUAUUCACGUAUGCUAUCGUAUAUGGAAUUUAUUUGGCCGCAUCGACCAUUGUCUUCUUUGCUGUUAUUGUUAAGACGGAUUUUUUUCAGCAUAAAUUUCAUGUAAGAUCAUUCCAACAAGACGAACGCGAUGGCAGUUAUAAUGAUCCAAUAUUAAAUUCAAUUGUUUAUCUUCAAGUUUCAACAAUUAGUCAAGCAUUAAUAUUCAUAACACGCUCACGAGGAUUAUUUUUUACUGAACGCCCAUCUAUCAUACUUGUUAGUGCAUGUAUAAUGGCACAAAUGGUGGCCACCUUCAUUGCAGUUUAUGCUAAUUGGUCUUUUACAGAUAUUAAAGGCUCUAUUGUUUGGAUUUGGAAUAUAAUUUGGUUUUUUCCGCUCGAUGCUGUUAAGUUUGCAUUGCGUGCUUAUUUCGAUCCGUUACAAAAACGAGCAAUAGAAGAACUAAGUGAACCAUCGACAGACGAACAACGUCAGAGAAGAAGUAUUAGUUCUGGCCCUCCCUCGAGACGUUCAACAAUGGCGACUGCAGAAGGACAACGACGACGUGAUACACUAGCAUCUGGAAACAAAUAUUAUGCUGCACAUACCCGUGUAUUGUCUACCAAACGCCAUCAUAGAAAUUUUGGUAAAACAUUGAAUUUAGGCGAUGCGUCACGUGUUAAUCUCAAUAAGGAUGAAUUAAGACGAUUCUCGGUAGUCCAGGUAUGUCAGAAAACUUGUUGUUAGCUUUUUGAAAAACUUAUCGUAUCCAGUAAAAAGACUGGCAAUCUGUACCGACUUCAUCACGCACAAGAAAACAUGCAGAAGUGUGCGGAAAUGACUUAAAAAUGAAUGUUCGGUUUAUGCAUGCACUGAUUAAUCGAACAUCGAUUAUUCGAUUUUUAAUAGUUCGGCCGCUACAGUUUUUGGUAGAGAAUUCUUCAAUCGAGACAAAAACUGAUGUGACAAAAUUUUUUCCCUUUUAGGCACUUCAUACAUCGAAACUUCUCAGUGCAGGAUUAAAGAACAGAAGAACGACUACUGUUCUGUAGUAUGUAUUCCCUGUAUCCUCUGUCUUAUGUAUAUUCUAUGUUUGGGUUAUUUAAAGUUUUCCACUUAAUUUUGAUGUGUACUUUUGUUACUGUGUUAUUUUCUACUAGUUGACGCUCUGUUCUGUUUUAAAAUAUUUGCAAUUUUUAUAAUGUAUUAUUGAAUCAAUAAACAAACAACAAAUACGAGAUUAUCCUAUACAAACUCUUAUAAUAAAGUAAACAAAUAAUUGCCUCUUUAUUAUUGUUUACUUUUCCACACAAUUGUAUCAAUAGAGUGAUAAAACUACUCGUUUUACAUUUCAUUGAAAAAGAAUAAUCAUACAAAGUAUUUAUCACAUUAAUAGUAAACGUGUGAAAUCACAAAUGAUGUUUGAACAAUAAUAUUUUUGUAAAAGAGGAAGAGAGCGAAGAUAUAUUCGACAGAAUCAAUAGCAGAUUGCGUGUUCGCUUGAAAAACAUGAGACUGAGAGAUUGAAUCAUACAGUAAAAUGAAGCGUCGUGUUUUUGUCUUCGCUCAUGUUUAAAUUCAGUAAAGUAUGAAUAAUGUAACGUUGUAAGGUUACUAUGGCAUGUGUGAUCACUCGUAUAAAAUGAGAAGAAUUGUUUAAUUAUGUAACUUUCGUAAACGUGUAAUCUUCUGCUCGACUAUACUUUGCUUUCGCGUAACUGUGUACACGUAUUGAACUAUUUUUUCCUUCAUGUAUCAAGCUGAGUAGACAAAAUCUUGCGAGACAUCUUUGUAGAAACUCUCGAAGCCUUUUUUUUCUACUCUCUAUACCAGCAUCGUCAUCUGACAGCACUAAAAAUGUAUAAUAUCCAUGUUGGAGUAUAAUAUAAGCAAGUAUUUAUCUUUUGAAGUUGUGAUAUUUUAUUUGACAUUUAGAAUGACUUUCACAAUACUGUAUUCAAAGUCGUCUACACAAGUUUUUUUUAUGCAUCAGGGAAGUCAAUAAAUAAAGUGAAAAAUGUUCGUUCUACUUAAUUUAUAUUUUUGAAUGAGAUAACUGUUAAGGACCCCCCUCGGAUCACAAACCUAUCUCAGUCUAGGUAGGUCUGAUCUGAACCAAACUUUCAGGGAAUGUUGACCAUGUCAAAGUGUGGUAACGAAGUUUUUUAACGAAGUUACCUAUGUGAAUAAGUUAUCAAAACUAUAGAAUAACUUUUCACCGAAUUACAAUAGACAAAAAAAUAGUAUUUGCAAAAUAGGUAUCUAAAAAUGUCUGAAAAUAACAAUAAGAAGGCUAAG